Molecule: messenger RNA, 612 nt
Organism: Closterium sp. Naga37s-1
Lineage: Eukaryota; Viridiplantae; Streptophyta; Zygnematophyceae; Desmidiales; Closteriaceae
Source: the annotation of a GenBank genome assembly
AUGCACGCAUUCCGUCAUUCAUCCACCCCCUCCUCUACAACAGCUGCCCCAAAGGAACAGGGUGAAGAAGAAGAGGGGGAGAGUAGCAAGUCGAUGACCAUGGGAGAAAAAUGCGAUAAGGAGAAGGAGAAGAAUAGCACGGAGGAGGACAAGGAGGGAAAUGAUGAUGGCAAGGAGGAUGAGAAGGAGGAAGAGGUGUAUAGUACAGACAAGGAGGAAGAGGGAGACAAAGGAAAAAAAGAAGAGGUUCAACGGCCGGAUGAGUUGGAGGAAGAAGAGCAGCUGCUAGAGGAGAUAGAACAACAUAAGAAAGAGGGAGAGGAAGAAGAGGACGGGACCCCGAGCAAGAGUCUCGCGUGGGACGACGCCAACACCUUGUUCUUCUUGGAGGUUGUGGGAGCGGUUGAUCUCACAUGGAGAAUGGUGGAGAAGAGGAGAGUGAGAGCAAGAGGUUCUCAGUCUCCCUUUCUUUCUCCUGCUCCUUCCUGUUCUACUGCCCCCAUCUCCUCGCUCACGGCCAUGAAGGCCCAUCCUUCCAAGAUCCUACCUUCCUCCUACUCCUUAAUGGCGUGCAGCUGCCUUCUCCUCCUCCCCGCCUCGUCUUGCUCUUGA